Molecule: messenger RNA, 1669 nt
Organism: Pectinophora gossypiella (pink bollworm)
Lineage: Eukaryota; Metazoa; Arthropoda; Insecta; Lepidoptera; Gelechiidae
Product: E3 ubiquitin-protein ligase MARCHF8-like
Exons: 8
Coding region: 68-1345 (425 amino acids)
Biological process (GO): protein ubiquitination
Molecular function (GO): ubiquitin-protein transferase activity; zinc ion binding
Source: RefSeq, a predicted model, not a curated record
UUUGGUACAAAAAUUAUUUGUGACAAAAAAUAAACAUGAGAAAAUGUCGCGGAAAUCACAAUGAAAAAUGCGAAAAUUUGUAACGCUCAACUGUCUUGUUGAUUAUAAUGAUUCGUUAGUACACCGGAGCGAUGUGAUCCAAAACCUGAGGCAGACGUUGCUUGCUCCUGCGGUAUAUAGGCCUAACAUUCAGCAAGCGCUCCAAACCGCCAACUUUAAAUUCCAUCGGACUUGUAGUUACGCAAGCAUCUUACAGGAUUGUGAUGUAGGCGAAAGUCAGACGCUGUUGAUGUUCUGGGGCUACGAGCGCUCUGAAAGCAGGGUUACAUUUAGCAUGUCAGCAUCGAGUUGCUCCUCUACACACAAUAUGCCUUCUCCUCAGAACACAAGUCUGCGCGAGCGCGAGCUACGUUCCAUCGCCCAACAAACCGACAUCAGCUGCCGUCUUACACCUGGAGUUGCUUCUCCAGUGAGCUUGCCAGAGGGCGAAGAGACGCGGGUAGUGCGCGCACGGCUUGCGGAUUCUCUCACCUUCUCGUCACCAGCGUCGUCCGUAUUGCAGCCACCACGCUCGAUGUCUAUCCUCGGCUCUGUCUGUGCACUCUUGCUCAGCAAACAGGGUUCGUCUAUCGCGCCGAAAGAGGUCCCGAGUUACACGGGUACAGGCGCGGGCAGCCCGCGAGCCGACAACAUCUGCCGCAUCUGCUUCGGCGGCGAGUCUGCGGAGCGGCUGGUGCGGCCGUGCAGCUGCCGCGGGACCAUCGCCGCUGUGCACCGCUCCUGCCUCGAGCGCUGGCUGCUGCAAGCCGCCACAUCUUACUGCGAGCUGUGUAGACACCACUACAUCGUAACCAGGAGCCACAAAUGGUCGUGGCUGAUGUCGCUGUGCGCGUGGGCGAUGUCUGGGCGCGGGCGCGCGCUGGCGGCGGACGCGUGGCGCGGGGCGGCGCUGGGCGCGUGCUCGGUGCUGGGCACGGCGCGGGCGCUGCACGCCUGCGACGUGGUGCUGCAGGCCGGCGCCCGGCGCGGCGGCGGCGCGGCCCUCGCCGCUAACCUCUUCUCCUCGCUGCUCAUCGGUAUCAUCGGCGCGCUGAACGGGCUGCUGACGACGUGGAUGCUGCUGAAGAUCCAGGAGCACCAGCUGUCGUGGCAGGCGUGGCGCGACAGCACGCUGCACGUGCGCGUCACGCUGGACGAGGACGCGCGCGAGCUCUCGCCGCGCGCCUCGGACGUCACUGUCGUCGCUGGUGCGACCACUGACGGACAUACCCGCACUGCUGACCGCAGCACCAACGUGGCGGACCCCUUCAUGGUCGCCCUGCCCUACACCCUGCCUGACAUCUGACUUGGACACGACCACUGCCGCACUAGUAUAUAUCGAAGCUGACACACAAAUGCGAACAAAAUUGCAACGAGUUGCGGAGUGCUACCAGUAUCGAAUAGAGCUGUUGUAGAAAUUGUCACGUUAUAAAUAUUGGAAGUGGCGACGGAGGCAUGGUGUCGCUGAUGUUUCUGAUGUUCACGACACUCACGGCCGUCAUCUGUCUCACUCUCGCCGCCUCUCUCUUCGUACGACGUUACACUAUCGAGUGUUCGGAACCUAACUCUAUAUAGCAUCUCUAUCAUUAUAAAAUGACGCUUUUGAAAUAAAUUACCACCUUGUUAAUAA